AGCUGCAGCCUAAAAAACGCCCAGGGAUGAAUCCGCAACUAAUACGUUUGGGGUGUUUUUCUUCCUGCCCUUGCAUUCUGAGUGUGACGAUGUGAUGAAGAAUGCACAGGUUCGCUGCGGAUCCUUGACAGCGCGGUAUCAUUCUUGCAGCACUUUUCUUGGGUUUGAAAAAAUGUCUUAACACUUGACUCUUAAUUGUUGGGUGCGAUUUUGUUUAAGUUUAAAAAAAAAAAAACAGAAAGACCAAACUAACAACGUUUGCUUGCUUGAUCUAGAUCUGGAUUUAAGUUUGCUGUAACGUGAUACGAAGACUACCGGAAAAUUAGAAGUAGCUUGCUAGCUUGGCUAAUACUGUGGCAAGCCAGUGAGCUGUAUGUACAUUUUCUUAAGCUUUCUCCGCCCUCUAAUUGGAUUGUACUUCGCCAGUCAAAGAUUUCUUCACAGCCCUACUGCUCCCGCUGCUGCUGCGGUCGUGGACCGGGAGAUAAAAUGGGACUCCCCGCUCUGGAGUUCAGCGACUGCUAUUUGGACAGUCCACAGUUCCGGGAGAGGUUGAAAUCGCACGAACUGGAAUUGGAGAAGACUAACAAGUUUAUCAAAGAGCUGAUCAAAGACGGGAAGGCGCUCAUCCAGGCACUGAAAAACCUGUCGACGGCCAAGAGGAAGUUUGCGGAGUCGCUGAACGAAUUCAAGUUUCAGUGCAUCGGGGACGCGGAGACGGACGACGAAAUAUGCAUUGCGAGGUCACUGCAGGAGUUUGCCGGCGUUCUGAGGAACCUGGAGGACGAGAGGACUCGGAUGAUCGAAAAUGCCAGUGAUGUCCUCAUCACGCCGCUGGAGAGGUUCCGGAAGGAGCAGAUCAGCGCUGCGAAGGAGGCCAAAAAGAAAUACGACAAGGAGACGGAGAAGUACUGUGCCGUACUGGAGAAGCACUUAAGCCUGUCCUCUAAGAAGAAGGAGUCCCACCUGCACGAGGCCGACAGUCAGGUGGACCAUGUCAGGCAGCACUUCUACGAGGUCUCCCUGGAGUACGUCUUCAAGGUCCAGGAGGUGCAGGAGCGCAAGAUGUUUGAGUUCGUGGAGCCGCUGCUGGCUUUUCUUCAAGGGCUGUUCACCUACUACCACCAUGGGUAUGAGUUGGCCAAAGACUUCAACCACUUCAAGACAGAUCUCACCAUCAGCAUUCAGAAUACGAGAAACCGCUUUGAGAGCACAAGGUCGGAGGUGGAGUCCCUGAUGAGGAAGAUGAAGGAGAAUCCCCACGAGCAUAAGAGUGUCAGCCCCCACACCAUGGAGGGGUAUCUGUUCGUCCAGGAGAAGCGUUCCUUUGUGUCCACCUGGGUUAAAUACUACUGCACUUACCACCGAGAGCCCAAGAGGGUCACCAUGGUGCUGUUUGACCAGAAGUCUGGGGGCAAAGUGGGAGAAGAAGAAUCAUUCAUCCUCAAGUCCUGCACCAGGCGGAAGACGGACUCCAUUGAGAAGAGGUUCUGUUUUGACGUAGAGGCCGUGGACCGGCCAGGGGUGAUCACCAUGCAGGCUCUGUCCGAGGAGGACCGUAGACUGUGGAUGGAGGCCAUGGAUGGACGAGAGCCGGUAUACAACUCCAACAGAGACAGCCAAAGUGAAGGCAUGGCCCAGCUGGAUGUGGUCGGCUUCAACGUCAUCAAGAAGUUCAUCCAUGCGGUGGAAACCAGAGGUAUCGACGAGCAGGGCCUGUACCGGAUCGUGGGGGUGAACUCCAGAGUGCAGAAGCUGCUGGGCCUGGCCAUGGACCCCAAAACCUGCGCGGAUGUGGAGCUGGACAGCCCAGAGUGGGAGAUAAAGACCAUCACCAGCGCGCUCAAGCACUAUCUCAGAAUGCUGCCUGCACCUCUCAUGACCUAUCAGUUCCAGCGGAGCUUCAUCAAAGCUGCAAAACUGGACAACCCCGAGGCCCGGAUCUUGGAGAUCCACAGCAUUGUCCACCGCCUCCCGGAGAAGAACCGACAGAUGCUGGAGCUGCUGGUGAAACACUUGGCAAACGUGGCCAGUCACCACCAGCAGAACCUGAUGACCGUGGCCAACCUGGGCGUGGUCUUUGGCCCCACCCUGCUGCGCCCGCAGGAGGAGACGGUGGCUGCCAUCAUGGACAUCAAGUUCCAGAACAUUGUCAUCGAGAUCCUCAUCGAGAACCAUGAAAGGAUUUUCAAGGACUCGCCCGUCCCCGGGGGCGGGACGCCAAACUCGCAGCUGAACCUUCCCCGGAGGAGGAGCUCAGAGAACAAGGCGCCCUCCUGCAGUGAGAGGCCCCUCACCUUCUUCCACACGCCCCCGCCCGCGGAGAAAGUGGAGAAGAGGAACAGCGUCGCUCUGAACUCCAGCGCAGACUCCAUCCUGACGCACACCUCGGUCAACUCCAACAGUACACACGGCCGCGCCCACCUCAACAGCCUGACCGGCAGCGAACCGGACCUGGAUGGGGUCCCGACGGGGAAGCAGAGCCGGCCAAAUUCUCUGCUGAACCCGAAGAGCCGCUGCAGCGUCCCAACAAGCCCGGCUUCGCCCAGCCCCACGUCUCCGCGCUCGCCGUCCUGGCCGAUGUUCUCCGCCCCCUCCAGCCCCCAGCCGGCCUCCGCCGCCUCCAGCGACUCCUCCCCCGUAAGCCCCCCUCUCCGGAAGGCACGUGCCCUCUAUGCCUGCAAGGCGGAGCACGAGUCCGAGCUCUCCUUCAUCGCCGGGACCAUCUUCGAGAACGUGCACCCCUCCAGGGAGCCAGGCUGGCUGGAGGGCACCCUGGAUGGCAAGACAGGGCUGAUCCCGGAGAACUAUGUGGAAUUCGUUUAAACCCCCCCGCCUGAGGUCUGAGGUCACGCUUUUUGGACUCCGCGCCCCAAAUCGUCUUAUGGAAAAAGGCUCUGCGAGCCCCCUGGAGGGGCUGCUGUGGAC
This is a messenger RNA of Megalops cyprinoides (Indo-Pacific tarpon), 2928 nucleotides long. RefSeq names its product rho GTPase-activating protein 26-like. Gene Ontology annotation, biological process: signal transduction. The transcript is spliced from 24 exons. The record is from RefSeq and is a predicted model, not a curated record. Gene Ontology annotation, cellular component: cytoplasm. NCBI's taxonomy places the organism in Eukaryota, Metazoa, Chordata, Actinopteri, Elopiformes, Megalopidae. Gene Ontology annotation, molecular function: protein binding; GTPase activator activity. Bases 490 to 2826 code for a protein of 778 amino acids.